AUGGGCGCCGGCGACGGCAACGGCAACGGCAACGGCACGGGCCCCAAGACGAACGAGAUGAUCCCGUGCAACGGGAGUCCCGGCCAUGCGGCGUUGGACGGCUUUGGCCCGUUGUCCAAGCGCCCGCACGUCGUCCCCGACCCUCCGCAGCAGGUGUCCGACCCGGCUAACUACGCCAUCGCUGGCAAGAUCCUGCUCGCCGUGGCGGGGGCGUUCGCGGGCGUGCUCCUGGCGCUCGUCGCGCUGCACCUCUACAGCAGCACCCGGCGCCGGCGCCUCGGCGGCCAGCGGCGGCUGCUCCGGAGCCUGGCCAUCGCCGGUGGUGGCGACGAGGACCGCCGCGACGGCGACGGCGACGGCGACGGCGCGGGGGCACCUUCCCCACGCGGCCUCGACCCGGCGGUGCUCGCCACGAUACCGGGGAGAAGGCCCGCGCGCUUCCACGUCGAGUGCAUCGACGCCUGGUUCCGCGGGAACGCCACGUGCCCGCUCUGCCGCGCCAACGUCGUCGUGGCGCCGGGCGUCGCCGCGCCGUCCGCGCCAGCCGAGGGCGGGGCGCAGCCGGAGGUGCGCAUAGACGUGGCAGGGGACGCCGUCGUUGCGCCGGCCAAUGGUUCCACGGUGGCGUCGGUGAUGGGGAGGCUGCACAGCGACCGGGAUCUUGAGAAGGCGAGGCGGGUCUUUGCUUCCACCCGAUUCUCUUCCUUCUGA
Miscanthus lutarioriparius is the source of this 711-nucleotide messenger RNA. Lineage: Eukaryota; Viridiplantae; Streptophyta; Magnoliopsida; Poales; Poaceae. The record is from the annotation of a GenBank genome assembly.